AUGGGAACAAAACAGAUCGUCACAGUGAUGUUCUUCUUUUUAUCUGUGAUCAUGGCGUUGCUUUGUCAUCAUCAAUCCGAAGCUCAAGCGCCGAUUCCAACUCCCGGUGAUUGCUUCUCGUCAAUCAAGAAGGUUAAAGGUUGUGCGGAUGCUGUGAAAGCUGCCACUAAAGGACAUCUUCUACGUUUGGUCAAGGAUUGUUGCCACGUCAUCAAUGACCUUGCCGACGAUUGUUUUCCGAUCAUUUUCCCCGGAAAACCUUACAUUGCCGCACUCGUUAAGCAUGCAUGUUCUUAA
Molecule: messenger RNA, 297 nt
Organism: Arabidopsis thaliana (thale cress)
Lineage: Eukaryota; Viridiplantae; Streptophyta; Magnoliopsida; Brassicales; Brassicaceae
Product: ECA1 gametogenesis family protein
Exons: 1
Coding region: 1-297 (98 amino acids)
Cellular component (GO): extracellular region
Source: RefSeq, marked reviewed